AUGGCUACACCCACUUUGAACAAAACCAGCAAGCUCCUACCUGUGCCACUCUCCACGGCUGUUCGGCAUUCAGAUCCCUUUGUCCUCAUCGAGCGACAGUCUCGGCAGCUUCAGGAUGAUUUACAGCUUCUCCUUGAUGCGCAAAGCGCUGGGCUGUCAGCCGGCUUAUCAAAUACGGCCAACGAUUACCGUUCUACGGGAAGCUCGACUCCGACCCCGUCCCAUCUUGCUAGCCCAAGGACCACCAUGACAAUUCCGAUCAGACAACCAACGAGGAAGAAAAUUAGUCUGAAGGGGGCGAGGAGGGGCAUAUUGAAAAGCAUGGAUGAACUUCUGACGUUGAAAGAAGAGGAGCGGCGCAUCGUUGACGUGGAAAUCGGCCACCGGCGAGACGCCGUAAGAGAGGUCGAUGCGUUUAUUAGCAAACAGAAGGGGUUAGAAUCGGUUUUGACCGAGGCUCAGAGAGAGCACGAAAGCUUGAGGAUCCAAAAUCUUCAGAGAGAGUCUCGGAAUCUCGAGAAGCAUAUCAUGGAUCUGGAAAACCAGCUAGGCGAGAUGAAGGCGCGCCAUAGGCAAAUGCUGAAUGAAAUAACGCAUCUCCAGAAUUCCAUCGAUUCGAAACUCUCGUCCUACAGAGAGUCGCUUGCACUAGUUCACAAGGACGUACAAAUCUACCUUCAAUCGCCGCCAAUUCAGCCUCUCCGGUUUACCACGUCGGACACCCCAACCUUUUACACACUCCAUCCGAAGCGGAGGACGCUUGAGAUGGCAAAAGAACACUGGCAUAAUGAGGGCACGCUGCUCCGGCAACGGAGACGGAAAGCUGACCAUGAAAUCAGCGCACUCAAAGAAGGCGGGAGAACCUGGCACAAGGUCAUCUCGACCAUAUCCAGCUUUGAAACAUCGAUGCAAAAGAAAAUGUCACAAAUAAUUAGAGGCUUUUCGGGAAGCUAG
Messenger RNA from Uncinocarpus reesii 1704, 954 nucleotides. RefSeq lists its product as uncharacterized. Lineage: Eukaryota; Fungi; Ascomycota; Eurotiomycetes; Onygenales; Onygenaceae. The transcript has 2 exons. The record is from RefSeq and is a predicted model, not a curated record. Bases 1 to 954 code for a protein of 317 amino acids.